This is a messenger RNA of Penaeus chinensis, 1790 nucleotides long. Its product is annotated as cotranscriptional regulator FAM172A homolog. The record is from RefSeq and is a predicted model, not a curated record. Gene Ontology annotation, molecular function: siRNA binding. Lineage: Eukaryota; Metazoa; Arthropoda; Malacostraca; Decapoda; Penaeidae. Gene Ontology annotation, biological process: regulatory ncRNA-mediated heterochromatin formation. The transcript is spliced from 9 exons. Gene Ontology annotation, cellular component: nucleus. Bases 51 to 947 code for a protein of 298 amino acids.
AUUUGCUGUUCUUGUGUUGAAUAUAAGAAGCGACGGAGGAGAGAGGCGACAUGGCAAAUUCUCAGCCGACUUUCCCGGACAACCUCGCCGGCUUCGGAUACGAGUUUAAAGACGGGAAGCUAAAAAACAUACAGACUGGAGACCCAUUCGUGUUUGCCGUCCGCCCUGAUGACAAAGAUUACAACCAGAAACAUUAUGAGGCUUUGGGAGAGCUCGUGCAGCAAGACGUAUACAAGCUCGUCGAAAAGGAAGGCGGGAUGCACAGAGCCCCGGUUCCCCUGAAUAGCCAGCCAGGAGACCCCCAGACCUUCGUGUUCCUGUCGAAGGACUUCAUGACCAACGACGACAAGGUCCUGGUGCUCAUCCAAGGGAGCGGCGCCGUCAGAGCAGGGCAGUGGUCGCGGAAGCUGACCGUCAACGAGGGCAUCGAGGCAGGAACCCAGAUCCCAUACAUGCAAAUUGCACAAAGAGACGGCUAUGCUGUCCUGGUGAUGAAUCCCAAUGAUAAUUCUCGGAUCGUUGGAAACCAGAAACAGGUCAUAAAAAGAAGCGAGAACGCAGUGGCCCAUGCAUCCUGCGUGUGGGAGAGUUACCUGCGCGAGUCGAGGGCCAGACACAUAGCGAUUGUGGGCCACAGUUACGGCGGGGAAGUGGCCAAAUGCUUGUUUGACAAAUACAAAGACGACUUCAAAGAGCGUGUGAUUGGCGUGGCUUUGACGAGCUCGACCCAUAAGAUCGCCGACCGCACAGGGUACAAUGACCUGAUUCAGAUUUCCCGACACUGGCAAGUGAGUGACCAGCCGCUUGACACGGAGCUGCAGACCGAGGACAAUGAAAUACAAAGGGUGUCAGCUGGAACAAACACACACGAAAGGACAUCGCAAGCAUGCAUGGAAAGUGUCUUCAGUUUUUUCGAAGAGCGGUACCGGGCAGUUCUUGAUGGUUAGGUGAAUUAGCUGACGAAAUCGAUGGUGAUUUAGCUGACAAGAUGGCUGACAUUGGCGAGGAGAAAGAGGAGGGAGGGGAGGAAGACGAAGGAGAGGAGGAAGAACUUUCUUACCCCUCCUAUUUCUCGUUUUCAUCCAUUUUAGUUACUUAUUGUACUUCUUAUUCUGUGUCUCCACUUCUCUUUCUGCUUCUUCUUGUGUGCCUUUUCUCUCCCUACUCCUGCUGCCUCUUCUUUUUCUCCUGCUCAUUCUUCUUCUUCUGCCUCACUUCUCAGCAUGGUCUUUUUUCUCCUCUUCCUUUUUCUUCUUCUAUAUUUCCCUUCUCAUUCUGUUCCCUCUCCUCCUCCUCCUUCCUCUUCUUCUUAUCAUAAUCUACUUCUUCUUAAUCUUCUUCAAUAAGAUUUCCACUGCUUAUCAAAGGAAUCCUAAAUGCAUUAGCCAUUGUACAAUCGUAAUAUUAAUUAUUAACAUUACGUUUUUUGUUGUUGUUUUUUUUAGAAUACCUAUAUCAUAUCAGUUUGUGUGUCAUUGUUUGUGCCCAACAUGGAGAUGUUAAAAAGUCAUAUUUUGCAGUCAAUAGUUAACAGUUUUCUAUUAAAUUGGUCUGUUUCAAACUAUGGAUAUAACUUCCUGUGGAGUAUUACUGUGUAUAUCUUAUUUUGUUGUUUAUUUAUCACUGUAGUGUGAUAUUUUCUGCACGGCAGCUUCAUUUCAUAUUCAUUUCAUAUCCGUGAGUUGAUAUGGAUAUACCUUAAAGCAUGAAUAAGCUUGCCUGUAAUGUAUUACGGUUUUCUGCAAUUACCUUUGGCAAGGGAACUUCUGUAAUAAAACCUAAUUGCUUAA